Molecule: messenger RNA, 4290 nt
Organism: Lotus japonicus
Lineage: Eukaryota; Viridiplantae; Streptophyta; Magnoliopsida; Fabales; Fabaceae
Exons: 2
Coding region: 1957-3843 (628 amino acids)
Biological process (GO): protein localization to membrane
Cellular component (GO): membrane
Source: RefSeq, a predicted model, not a curated record
CCGAUAUAUCCGCUUAUUCACUGUCCAGCGGUUAUCCACAAUUCCACAUAACCAUUAAACACAUUCACUAUCCAAAGUCCUUAACUAGUGAACCCUAACUCCCUAAGCGCCGCGCCUUCUGCUCCUCCCACCGGCCCCCGCGCCACCUCCUCCUCCUUUCCGUUGCGCCUCCUCUUCCUUUUUUCUUCCGGCCACGCCUCCUCCUCUUCCCUCCUGUUGCGCCUCUUCUUCUGGAUGUCGUCACCAAAUAACCAGAUGGAUUCCGAGUUCCAAGAAACUAUGCAAGAUUCAAUAUUGUCUACACUAGUUACUAAAACUGAAGUUGAUGCUACAUUACCACCAUAUCCUAGCACAUCAACUCGCAAAAGGAAACAUCUCUCAGAUGUGUGGCUCCACUUUUCACGACAACCUAAUGAUAAGAGAAGGGUUGCGUGUAACUACUGUGGUACUCUCAUUAGUAGGAAUGGAACAAGUAUUGUGCGGACCCAUUUGAAGAGAAGCUCAAAAUAUCCAGACAGUGAAAAAAAUAAGAGAAGAAAAGAUGGUCAAUUGCCACAGGCUGUAGAAGGACAGGUAGGAAGUGACAUUGUUUCUUCGCCUACAACCUUUAAGUUUGACCAAGACAUAUGCCAAACAGAACUUGUGAGGAUGUUUAUUGUUGCUGAGCUUCCAUUUUGGUUUGUCGAAAAUGAAGCUUUUCGCCAGUUUCUAAGUGUUUUGCAACCGCGAUUUGUUGCAUUUUGCGGUCUACUCUAAGGAGGGACAUUGAAAAAAUGUUUGUUGACGAACAAGUGAAGUUGAAAAAGUUCAUGUCCAAACAUUGUGGUUGGGUGUGUCUUACAAUAGACACAUGGACUUCUGUGCAUAGUUAUUGUUAUGUGAGUUUGACUGCGCAUUUUAUUGAUGAUGAUUGGAAGUUGCAUAAAAAGAUUAUAAAUUUUCAGAAAGUUACGGGACAUUCUGGAGAGGUUAUAACUAACAAUGUCGAGUUGUUUCUGAAUGAGUGGGAGCUGAGUCAAGUCUUGACUAUAACUAUGGACAAUGCUACAUCUCACGAUUUUGCGACUAACAAACUUAGAAAUAGUUUCUUGCCAUUGAACAGAGUGGUUUUGAAGGGUGAGUAUCUCCACAUGUGUUGAUGUGCACAUAUUCUCAACUUAAUUGUCAAAGAGGGUCUGAAAGAGAUUGAUGAUUCUAUUUUGAGGAUUCGAAAUGUUGUGAGAUAUAUGAAGUGAUCUACUAAAAGAUUUCUUAAAUUCAUGAGUUAUGAUGAUAGUGUGCUCACAUCAUACAAAGGUGUGCUAAGUCUAGAUACAUAGACUAGGUGGAAUUCAACACAAUGUUGGAGGCUGUUGUACAAUAUGAGAAGAUUUUUGUGUUGUAUGAAGUACGAGAUUCCAAGUUUAAGAAAGCAAUGCCAAAAGAUAUUGGGAAAGGUGUUCAUACAUUUGCAAGUUGGGACCAGGUGAAGUCUAUUUUUGUUAGAAGUCCCACAUUGGCUAGAGAUAAGGUCAAUCAAGUGUUUAUAAGGGUUGUGCAAACCUCAACUCUUGAGCUAGCUUUUGUGGUUGAGUAUAGGCCUCCCAAUUUCUAAUUUGGUAUCAGAGCCUAUCCUAGAUCCAUUUGUUGUGUGGAGACCUCCCAUAUUUGGGCCACCCGUUGUUGUUCCCACGUUCCAGUCUGUUCAAUUCUGGACGUGAGGGGGUGUGUUAGAAGUCCCACAUUGGCUAGAGAUAAGGUCAAUCAAGUGUUUAUAAGGGUUGUGCAAACCUCAACUCUUGAGCUAGCUUUUGUGGUUGAGUAUAGACCUCCCAAUUUCUAAUUUAUUAAAAUACAAGAAUCACAUUUAGUGAGUAGGGAUAGUAUGAGGACCACAUUGUAGAUAGUUAAUAGUUAGUUAGGCAAUUAUGCUAUAUAUAGCAAGCUCAUUGUAUUUUUCCAUAAUCAAUUUUAAUAAUGAAUGAAUAUUGGAAUCAAUUUUCCUAUUCUCCCUUUUGCUAUGUUUGGGAUCCCAUUGAAGAAAUCCAUGUGAUUUCUAACAUGGUAUCAGAGCUCCAAUGGAGCUCACCGCCUCUUCCGCCGCCACUGCCGUCGCCGAGUUACGAGCGCUUCCUCCGACCUGCUCGACGUGGCUUCAAGCGCUGCCGCCGCAGCACCACUGCGAGAACCACUGCGAGAUUAUCUUCCUUCAAUUUCUCUGAUUUGGUCACUGAUUUUGGAGACAUUGCUGUAGUUUCAUCUUCUCCUUCAUCGUUCUCUGAUUCGAUGGUCAUGGCUUCUGAUUCUCUCAUGGUGCAAGAAUCAUUCGUGAAGGUUGAAGAUGAGGAUUUUUUCUUGCAUGCUCCAGUUCCUCUUUCCUCUGCGUGCUUUGAUUCUGCCAUAGAUGAAACGAUUUCUGAGAAGAUUCUUGAUCAUUUUCCUGUUUCUUUCUUCGCCGAUCGAGAAAUCAAGAUUCCGGCGUGGAAACCGGCGAUUGAGCCGUUCGUUUUUGGCACUAUCAGCAAGGGUUUCUCCGUUUCUUCUUCAUUGCUGGAUUCAUCGUCCACUCGCGAUGCUACUACAACUUCCAAUUCUGGUUCUUCGUCCUUCUCUGAUUCAGCCAUGGUUGAAACUGUGCCUGAGAAAAUUCUUGAAGCUUCCGCUUCAUCAAUUUCUCUCGUGGAAGAAGCCAUUGCUUCUGAUUCAAUGUCGACCACUGAUCUUGGUGUAGCAUCUUCCCUUAUUUCGCGUAUUUCGUUCUUUGCUGAUCAGAAUGUUCAAUUUCUGGCAUGGAAACCAGCCACCAAUGCUUAUGCUUUUGGAAAUUUUAGUGAGGUUGUGAUUAAUCUUGGAGCAGAUUCAUCUUCCUAUUCUCCAUGUCUCAUGAAGAAUUCUGUUACUCAACAAAUUGAUGUUCCUCACAUCAUCGAUCAGUCUUUUGGAGAAAGUUGUGUCACAAAGGUAACUCAAAUCCUUCUUUCAAUCAAAGAAUUUCAAUUGUCUUGGCUGGGAUUAUGGGAUUUCUCCUUUAAUUGGAUGAAUGGUUCGAACUUGUUGCUUGAGAUUGAUGGUUUUUGGUGUUGUCCACAAGCUGUUUGUGAAAAUGACACAAUGAUAGGAGAUUCUUCUAAGUCAAUUUUACUUGAUCCUGGUGAAUUCAGGAGCUGCACACAAGGUGUUUGUGUAAAUGCACCAAUGAUUGAUAGAUGCUCAUUAAGCAGUUUGGAGCAAGUUCAGCUUGAGUCAUUUGAUAAACAAAUAGGUUGUGCUUCAAAUUUGAGCAUAUAUCAGGAUGUAUUGGUGCUUGUCUGUUGUAACAGUUGCAGAGAAGAACUUGGGCUCUUGAGAUUGUUGAUUGUGAAUGUAGGAGAUAAGUUUUUAUGUGUUGAAGAUGUCAAGUUUUCAUUAGAAGUGCCUAUGUCUCCUUAUUUCAGAACUGAUUCAUUUUACUCCAUUGCUAACACUGCUGAGAAGGAGAUUGAAUUGGUGAUAUCUGUAUUCUGUGUUGGAUAUUUUUCAUUAUGUCUUUAUAAGAUGUUCAAGGGAAUAAAAUGGAAGGAAAUCACUCUCAAGACAACAUCCAUAUUUCUUGCUAUUUCAUCUGAAGUAUUCUUUGUGCUAAAUGCUCUUAUCUGGAGGCAGAGAUCUUCUGGGGCAGGGCCUUUUGAUGCAGUGAUUGCUCAUGUUUUCUUAUGGUUUGGCAACUCAAUUCCACUUGUUUUUGUUGCUGCUGCCACAUUGUUCAUCAAGUGCUUACUUGAGUAUUUGCAUGAUCAGUACUUGGAAGCAAUAAAGCAAAUCAACAACUACAACAGCAGUGUAUUAAUACUGCUGAGUUUCUUAAUGAUGAGAGUGAACCAGUGAUGGUAACUUCCCAUAAUCAAUUUUUCCUCUUUGGAACCAAGGUUCAAGAUGGAUCAAGCAUUAUGUUUGUUAUGCUAAAUGAGUUCUGUUUAGAGGAUAAGAGAAGGCUGUCAGUUUAUGAGUACAUGAUAUGGAUUGAGACUUGAGAGCUGCGGACUAUGAAGAUUGCUACUGCUUAUAUACUGAAUUUGAUUUUCAUCAUUACAUUUUUUGUUUAGUUCUAUUUUCAAGCUGGAUGUACUACCAAAUACUACUUCCAGCUUGCGGGAGGAUAUUAAAAUACAAGAAUCACAUUUAGUGAGUAGGGAUAGUAUGAGGACCACAUUGUAGAUAGUUAAUAGUUAGUUAGGCAAUUAUGCUAUAUAUAGCAAGCUCAUUGUAUUUUUCCAUAAUCAAUUUUAAUAAUGAAUGAAUAUUGGAAUCAAUUUUCCUAUUCUCCCUUUUGCU